Messenger RNA from Fusarium oxysporum Fo47, 866 nucleotides. RefSeq names its product nucleoside phosphorylase domain-containing protein. The transcript has 2 exons. The record is from RefSeq and is a predicted model, not a curated record. NCBI's taxonomy places the organism in Eukaryota, Fungi, Ascomycota, Sordariomycetes, Hypocreales, Nectriaceae. The annotation marks the transcript as partial. Gene Ontology annotation, molecular function: catalytic activity. Gene Ontology annotation, biological process: nucleoside metabolic process.
CCCCUGAAGCGACAGAAGACGUCGUAUGCGAGCGCGGAGAACGGCCUGCUAUACGAUCGUUAUACUAUAGCCUGGAUUUGCGCGCUUCACUUCGAGAUGGCUGCCGCUUUGGCUAUGAUGGAUGAGAUUCAUGGCCAACUACCGAGACGUUUCAAUGAUCACAAUGCCUAUACGCUUGGAAGUAUUGAGAAUCAUAAUAUCGUUAUCGCAUGCUUGCCUGAAGGCCAAUAUGGGACUAUCAAUGCCGCAAGUGUGUUAACAAACAUGAAGCGUACCUUUCCAUCAAUCCGCCAUGGGUUAAUGGUCGGUAUCGGCGGUGCAGCACCUGCCAAAAAAGACAUUCGCUUAGGCGAUAUCGUUGUGGGAACAAGGGUCAUGCAAUAUGACCUUGGGAAGAUUCUGAGUGGUGGUGAGAUUCAGCGAACAGCCACCCCUAAAUCCCCCGAGCAAUCUCUGUGCACGGCUGUAGCAAACCUGCGAGCCAGCCAUGAAAUAUACCCUACUCGUGUUCCGGCUAUUCUAUGGGAAAGAAUGCAGAGAAAUGCAGAAUACCACCGUCCAAGCGCACCUGACCAUCUAUUUCAGGCAUCAUAUGAACACGACCCCUCCAUGGCAAAUUGCCAAACCUGCGACCAGUCGCAGCUAGAGCAACGAGAGGCACGAAGAUCUUGCGAGCCAAAGAUCCAUUAUGGAGCAAUUGCCUCCAGCAAUCAGGUCAUGAAGGAUGCAGUUACCCGCGACCGUCUCGCCCACGAACUGGACAUUAUAUGCUUCGAGAUGGAGGCUGCAGGGUUGAUGGACGUCCUCCCAGUGCCCGUUUUCCCGAGCAAGCAAGCCCUGGUGACCGUCGACAACAGCUAAUGGAG